AGCGCAAUGCCUGUUGUCUGGACAAGGUCCAGUACACACUAGGGGACGCAGCUUGCUUGCUGAUUAGAUAGACUAGCUCACGCAGAUAGAAGGAGACCCCAUAACUUUUUUUUUCCCAUCCCAUCCCGUCCACCACCCUUUUGGCCGUCCCGUCCCGUCCCCGACUCCCUCUUCCUUUUUUUUCUUUUCUUUCUUUUCUCCCGAGCCUCUUCGUUUUCCUCCCAUCACCAAUUUCUUUUUCUGAAAGAGGUGUGUCGAGUGUGAGUUGAACCUCAGGUCUUCUUCCACACUACCUCUACCCUCCUCUUCCUACCCUCUUUCUUCACUUCUUGGAUAUCCUCAAGAAAUAUCACCACACCCAACAAACAUGACGGUCACCACCCGCAGCCACAAGGCCGCGGCCGCCACCGAGCCCGAGGUUGUCAGCACCGGCGUUGACGCCGUCUCUGCUGCUGCUCCCUCCUCCUCCUCCUCCUCUUCCAGCCAAAAGUCGGCCGAGCCCAUCGAAUACCCCGACAUCAAGACCAUCCGCGACGCCAUCCCCGACCACUGCUUCCGCCCGCGCGUCUGGAUCUCCAUGGCCUACUUCAUCCGCGACUUCGCCAUGGCCUUUGGCCUCGGCUACCUCGCCUGGCAGUACAUCCCCCUGAUCGCCUCCACCCCGCUCCGCUACGGCGCCUGGGCUCUGUACGGCUACCUCCAGGGUCUCGUCUGCACGGGCAUCUGGAUUCUGGCGCACGAGUGCGGCCACGGCGCCUUCUCGAGGCACACGUGGUUCAACAACGUCAUGGGGUGGAUUGGCCACUCCUUCCUCUUGGUCCCUUACUUCAGCUGGAAGUUCAGCCACCAUCGCCACCAUCGCUUCACCGGCCACAUGGAGAAGGACAUGGCGUUUGUGCCUGCCACCGAGGCUGAUCGCAACCAGAGGAAGCUGGCCAACUUGUACAUGGACAAGGAGACGGCCGAGAUGUUUGAGGAUGUGCCCAUUGUCCAGCUCGUCAAGCUCAUCGCCCACCAGCUGGCCGGCUGGCAGAUGUACCUCCUCUUCAACGUCUCCGCCGGUAAGGGCAGCAAGCAGUGGGAGACUGGCAAGGGCGGCAUGGGCUGGUUGAGGGUUAGCCACUUUGAGCCUUCCUCUGCUGUGUUCCGCAACUCCGAGGCCAUCUACAUUGCCCUGUCCGAUCUUGGUCUCAUGAUCAUGGGCUAUAUCCUCUACCAGGCCGCGCAGGUUGUUGGCUGGCAGAUGGUAGGUCUGCUGUACUUCCAGCAGUACUUCUGGGUUCACCAUUGGUUGGUCGCCAUCACUUACCUCCACCACACCCACGAGGAAGUCCACCACUUUGACGCCGACUCGUGGACCUUCGUCAAGGGCGCUCUCGCCACCGUCGACCGCGAUUUUGGCUUCAUUGGCAAGCACCUCUUCCACAACAUUAUCGACCACCACGUCGUCCACCACUUGUUCCCUCGCAUCCCCUUCUACUACGCCGAAGAAGCCACCAACUCGAUCCGCCCCAUGCUCGGCCCCCUCUACCACCGCGACGACCGCUCCUUCAUGGGCCAGCUGUGGUACAACUUCACCCACUGCAAGUGGGUCGUUCCGGACCCCCAGGUCCCCGGCGCGCUUAUUUGGGCGCACACCGUUCAGAGCACCCAGUAAGCAGUUCUUUUCUGCUUCCUGGGGCACUCUGAGGAGGCUACCUACCUACCUAGGUACUCGAGUGCUGGCUGCUGCCCUGGUUUAGUGCUACCUACUUCGGUAGCUCUAACCGGUACCAGAAGAACGAUGUUGGAAAAAAGGAGGGAGAAAGACUGGAAGAAAAGGAAAACAAAGAAAUCUCAACUCUUCUUCAUGAUUGAUGGAUCUGUGCCACGUUCUGAUUGGUUCGGUCGGUCAAAAGGCGUACAUAACGGUCACCAUUGAAAGGUCUGGAUAACUCGGUACCUGGAAUUUCACAUCAAACAAGUGAUAGACGAGAGAGAGAGUCUGGUAGAAUAGAGGUAUGGUAGAUCUGGAAGCUAUUAGACUUACUAGAGCUAUAGAUAGACAAAGAGGAUAGAGCGAGGGUAUGUGUGUGUAGAGGUAGAGAUGCAUCAUAGAAGGGAGGGCAUGCAUGCAUGAUUGAAGAACCAAAAGAAUGAUACCCACCAUAAACAUCCAGAGCUUAC
Molecule: messenger RNA, 2166 nt
Organism: Neurospora crassa OR74A
Lineage: Eukaryota; Fungi; Ascomycota; Sordariomycetes; Sordariales; Sordariaceae
Product: bifunctional D12/D15 fatty acid desaturase
Exons: 3
Coding region: 368-1657 (429 amino acids)
Biological process (GO): lipid metabolic process
Molecular function (GO): oxidoreductase activity, acting on paired donors, with oxidation of a pair of donors resulting in the reduction of molecular oxygen to two molecules of water
Source: RefSeq, a predicted model, not a curated record